Molecule: messenger RNA, 813 nt
Organism: Kazachstania africana CBS 2517
Lineage: Eukaryota; Fungi; Ascomycota; Saccharomycetes; Saccharomycetales; Saccharomycetaceae
Gene: CKB1
Product: casein kinase 2 regulatory subunit CKB1
Exons: 1
Coding region: 1-813 (270 amino acids)
Cellular component (GO): cytoplasm; protein kinase CK2 complex
Molecular function (GO): protein kinase regulator activity
Source: RefSeq, a predicted model, not a curated record
AUGUCCGCUGAAUACAUAGAAGAUAACUCACAUUUGUCUGAUGAAGAUAGUGUAACGUACGAUGAAUGGAUUCCAUCAUUUUGUUCAAGAUUCGGCCACGAAUUCUUUUGUCAAGUGCCAACAGAUUUCAUUGAAGAUGACUUCAAUAUGACUUCGCUGAGUCAAGAAGUGCCUCAUUAUCGUAAAGCUUUGGAUCUAAUCCUGGAUCUAGAGGCAAUGAGCGACGAGGAGGAAGAGGAAGAGGAAAUAGAAGAAGAAAGCGAUAUUGAUAUUAAGAGUAAUGAUAACACCAAUAAUAGAACGGUAAAUAGAAGUAUCAUUGAGCAUUCAGCAGAACAGUUGUAUGGCCUCAUUCAUGCAAGGUAUAUCUUAACAAAACAAGGUCUACAAGCAAUGGCAGAAAAAUUCGAUCAUAAACAAUUCGGUACAUGUCCUCGUUACUACUGUAGUGGGAUGCAAUUGUUACCCUGUGGUUUAAGUGAUACAAUUGGUAAAUACACUGUGAGACUCUAUUGUCCCUCAUGUCAGGAUCUAUAUCUCCCUCAAUCUUCCAGAUAUCUCUGUUUGGAAGGUGCUUAUUGGGGCACAAGUUUCCCAGGUGUAUUUUUAAAGCAUUUCAAAGAAUUGGAAGAUUAUGUGGAACGUAAGGGCAAAGAAGCGUAUCAUUUGAAAGUAUUCGGUUUCAAAAUCAAUGAUUUGGCAGUCUCCGGUCAAAGAAUGAAAUGGUUAAGGCAAUGGCCUGCUACUGAUGAAGAAUGGGAUGAAUUUAAAAAAUGUGAAUUCGAAUUACCAACUAUUCAACAUACUUCAUGA